Molecule: messenger RNA, 3944 nt
Organism: Cynocephalus volans (Philippine flying lemur)
Lineage: Eukaryota; Metazoa; Chordata; Mammalia; Dermoptera; Cynocephalidae
Gene: LGALSL
Product: galectin like
Exons: 5
Coding region: 46-564 (172 amino acids)
Molecular function (GO): carbohydrate binding
Source: RefSeq, a predicted model, not a curated record
GCCGCGUCCCGCGUCCCCCGGCGGCGGGCGGCGCUGUGCGAGAAGAUGGCGGGAUCGGUGGCCGACAGCGAUGCCGUAGUGAAACUAGAUGAUGGGCAUUUAAACAACUCCUUGGGCUCUCCAGUUCAAGCCGACGUGUACUUCCCACGACUGAUAGUUCCAUUUUGUGGGCAUAUUAAAGGUGGCAUGAGACCGGGCAAGAAGGUGUUAGUGAUGGGCAUUGUAGACCUCAACCCAGAGAGCUUUGCAAUCAGCUUGACCUGUGGUGACUCGGAAGAUCCUCCUGCCGAUGUGGCAAUCGAACUCAAAGCUGUGUUCCCAGACCGGCAGCUACUUAGAAAUUCUUGUAUAUCUGGGGAAAGGGGUGAAGAACAGUCAGCAAUCCCUUACUUUCCAUUCAUCCCAGACCAGCCAUUCAGGGUGGAAAUUCUUUGUGAGCACCCACGUUUCAGAGUGUUUGUGGACGGACACCAACUUUUUGAUUUUUACCACCGCGUUCAAACGUUAUCUGCAAUUGACACCAUCAAGAUAAAUGGGGACCUCCAGAUCACCAAGCUUGGCUGAUGUUGUUUAAACCACUUCUGUUCCCAGUAGGAUUAGGUGCCACAACUGUCUGACUGUUGGUCUGGAGGAAGUGUCCUAGCAAGAUCUGGAGACUCAAAAAGAAAACAAAAACAAAGGCAAGCUUCACUGUCUCUUCUUUCUGUGCAGUUUAAACCCAAAAUGACAACUUCAACAGUGGUUUGCCCUUAGGAAGAAAGCUGUUGGGACAAAGACACCGAGCCAUUAUUCCCAGAACAAAGUAAUACAUUUAUGCUGGAUUUUAUUCAGACCAAACUAGAAUGGAUUUGUGAUGAUUUGUGAUUUGGUAGCAAAUUAUUCAUCUUUCAAAACAAGGUGAUGUUUAGAAACAAAAGUGCUAAAGACAUUAAAAAACAACAACGGUACACCGAAAUCAACGCAUUCUGCACUGAAGUGGAAUUGGGUAGCACAAACAACAUUUUAGUCAGGGUAUUUCCGUGGAAUGUAGACUGUUCAAGGUUUUUUCUUUUUUUGUACAGCACAAUGUUAAUUCGGAUUUUUGAAGCUUUCUCAUAUUCUCAUAUUUAUUUAUACUCAACGUAUGUAUUAGAAAAUGAGCAAUGUCUCAAGAACAGCAAGUUAUAAACUUUUGAAUGUACAAAUAUCUUAGGUCCGAGGGGAAAAUUACAUAUUACCAUCAUGAAACAGCUGAAUUUCUACCUUAAAGGAUUGAGUCAUAUUCUCUAUACCCCUAAACUUAGGAUCUAUUGAUACAAAUUACUGUAAGUGUUUUUGGGAAAACUUUGCAACAUUUCGAUAAAACUGCUUUUCAAGUUAUUGUCUGUUACUUAAAAUUCUAUUUACAUUGCUUUUUCUCCUUACUGUGAAUUAGCACAGUAUUGGCUUCUUUAAGAUUAAUUAACUACUUCUCCCUAGAUUUACAUAAUAGCUCAUUAAGUUGUUAUUAAAUUAAUUGAAAACACAUAAGAGGAGGUUGCAUAGACAAUUUUUUAAAUGCCUAUUAUAUAAAUUUUUAAAAAUAUAAUAUGAAAAUGAUUCUGGAAUGCAGUGUAAAGCAAAAGCAAAUGGCCCUGAAUAACUUACUUGGAAAUAAUUUAUAUCAACUUAAGCUGUUGGCUCAUGGCGUAACUUUUCUUAUGUGACCCUCACCAAUAUCUGUAAGCAAUGCCUUUGGAGUUUUAUUGUAGAAGAUGUGUCCUACUAUGUUAGCUCCAAGGAGAUAGUAGAAUAAGAUGGGAUCCAGAUUAGGAAAUGAUCCAAUUAGUUUAUCUGAAAGGUUGACUCCCAGGACUCCAGGUCUUUGAGUCCAGUCAAUAGUUUGAAUGCUUCCAGUUAAAACGUAGGAGUUUCCCUGCACUUAUGGAACUGAUCAAAUGUAGAGUGUCUCCAGCAGGAGGCUACAGGACUGUAACUGUCACAAGACAAGGGAUGUUGGAGUCCUGGGCACGGAACUUCACAAGCUGCAUUGGCCCCAAAGAGAAGGACCCUUGGCGUUGCUUUGGUCAGGUUGUGGGGGAAGAAAGGGUGCUGGGGUGGGGGUAUAAUUUAUAUAUAAUUUAGGUUUUGUUUGUACAGCAUACUGCAUCUUGUUAUGACACGUCCUUGUCCUGCUUUGCUUUUGAGUUUUUACAACAUGCAGAGGCACAGAAGUGGCCACGUCAUUUUCAUGUGUCACGAAUGUAGACAGUGUUUCAGUACCAAAGUCAAACUAAAAUUGUGAAUUUUUUAUAGGUGAUAUAUUUGGAUUCUUCUCAGCUUUGAAACUGUCUAGCAUAGUUCCAUUGUGGUAUAUGAGAAGAUAGUUUAUCCAACAAGACUGGCUGUACAUUGAAAAGCUUUCUGUACCAGCUGACUUAUUCAGCCUUAUUCAGCCAUGACGGCUCUUGUGUGGCUCUAGGUAUUUUCAAGCCCUGUGAUUAACUUCUCUUGGCUUGUAAAGCCACUGAAUUUUGAGGAGUGGUUGUAGAGAGACAUAGAGGGUACCCUGAAAUGUAUUCAUUGAGGUUUUGAUUCAACUUAUCAUGGAAGACCCCCACGGGAGGACUCUUGAGUGGCCCACCAUUCCCACCCACUGCAUAAUUCAGCAGAAACUAGAGGAGCCGGGAGUAUAACUGAUUGGAAUUGACACUCUGUUCUCUCUACCUAUCAGCUAACUCAUUAGCAGCCAAGCCUUUAGGCCGCUUAGCAUGAAAAGACAGUGUUAACCCUUCCCUCUCUAUGAGGUCAGUGGGAACCUCUUGAAUAAGCCUACUGGGAUUCAGCUAAAUUAUGUGAUCUGGUUCAGGUAUAGCUAAAUUAGUAGGGGGCUAAUCCAGCUUGUACUAAUCAUUAGCUGUAAACUGGAAACAAUGUUCACACUCUCUCCUUGGCCUUUAAGGUCUAAGGCGGGAAUUUCAGGAUGGCAAGUGCAAUUUAAAGCUUCACAGGAAAGUAUUUGGGUAUGUAACGAGGUAUUUCUGACCAGAGCCCUAGUUUUGCAAUAACCAAAACCAAGGAGUAUAAAUAACAGUCAGGCUCUGGGGGAAUAAAAGGCAGGCUUUAGACAAUCUGUUCAUUUCUGCAGCAAAAUUGGAGUGAAUGUUUUUAAUCUACUUAAUAGUUAGCAGAAGUGACUUCCACUUUCUGGGCUAUCCCAGAAUUGUCUUAAAAGUAUUAUUUUUUUUACUUUUGAAACCCCAUUUCAAAUUUUGCCAACCUCAGUUCAAAACCUCCUAAGAGAUCACUCUUAGGAUUGAUGAUUUGUUAAAAUGUCAAAUACUUUCAUUUGUAUUAAAAAGAAUAUAUCCAGAAAGAGGGAGGGAACCCUGUUGCCUUGAAAGAAACAGCCUUGGCAUUUUCCAUCAUUAAUGUAGAAAUAAUGUUCCUAUGAUGACAUAUUUUCAAAGAAACACUUUCUUAUUUACUGCGUGGUGUAAAAUGUUGCUAAAUGUGUUGUUACAUUAUGUCACUGCUGAAAGUUAUUUGCACUAUAAUAAAGGAAUUUUCUACAAAAUGGUUUCUAAUUUAUAGGAUGCUAAAUCUGGCACCAGGUAUAAUGUACUUAUUAGCAUAGACCAGGUGGUGUAGCCUUGGUCCCUCACUUUCACAUUUAUACUCCAAGACCACUUUUUCAUGUGUUUCCCAUGUUGAAAAUGGGAAGGAAAGUAUCUCAGGGGCCCUCAGAGAUCUAAUGAGCUUAUGUUGUGGAUGUGAUGGGUUCUUUUUAAAUAAAAUUUGCAUACAGCAAAUUCACUUUUUUCAGGUGUACAGUUCUACGAGUUUAACACAUGCAUAGAUUCAUGUAACUAUGAUCUCAAUUCAGAAUCAUUCCAUCACCCUAAAAAAUUAUCUUGUGCUUCACCUUUGUAGUUAAACUUGCCCCCCACUCCUAACCCUACUCAAGCAACCACUGAUCUGUUCUC